Messenger RNA from Budorcas taxicolor (takin), 373 nucleotides. RefSeq names its product 60S ribosomal protein L9-like. Gene Ontology annotation, cellular component: ribosome; cytosolic large ribosomal subunit. Gene Ontology annotation, molecular function: rRNA binding; structural constituent of ribosome. NCBI's taxonomy places the organism in Eukaryota, Metazoa, Chordata, Mammalia, Artiodactyla, Bovidae. Bases 15 to 359 code for a protein of 114 amino acids. The transcript has a single exon. Gene Ontology annotation, biological process: cytoplasmic translation. The record is from RefSeq and is a predicted model, not a curated record.
CAUCUACUGCGAGAAUGAAGACCAUUCUCAGCAAUCAGACUGUCGACAUCCCAGAAAAUGUCGACAUUAACUUGAAGGGACGGACAGUUAUUGUGAAGGGCCCCAGAGGCACCCUGCGGAGGGACUUCAAUCACAUCAAUGUAGAACUCAGUCUCCUUGGAAAGAAAAAGAAGAGGCUCCGUGUUGACAAAUGGUGGGGAAACAGAAAGGAACUGGCCACUGUUUGCACAAUCUGUAGUCACGUACAGAACAUGAUCAAGGGUGUUACACUGGGCUUCCGUUACAAGAUGAGGUCGGUGUAUGCCCACUUCCCCAUCAACGUUGUUAUUCAGGAGAAUGGUUCUCUUGUGGAAAUCUGAAAUUUUUUGGGUGA